UCCUGUGCGUGGGAUUUGGCGCCAGGUUAAGUGCUGGCAGAAGGCUGGCGCGCGCGGGCUAUAGUGUGUCGCAGUGAGUGAGACAGAGAGGAGAAGUGGUGUCCCGAGAGAAGAACUAGUAUGGCUCUUCCACACCUCAGCGAGGGCGCCAUCUCGGCUAUGUUGGGUGGCGAUUCUUCUUGCAAGCCAACUCUGCAAGUGAUUAAUAUCCGCUCAAUCAACACUGGAAAUGGCCCUCCACGUUAUCGCCUCCUAAUGAGUGAUGGCCUCAAUACCCUUUCUUCUUUUAUGUUGGCAACCCAGCUGAACUCCCUUGUGGAUCACAAUCUUCUUGCCACAAACUGUAUUUGUCAGGUGACACGGUUUAUUGUAAAUAAUCUGAAAGAUGGAAGGAGAGUUAUCAUUGUGAUGGAGAUGGAGAUUCUGAAAUCUGCUGAUUUGGUUAAGGAAAAGAUUGGCACUCCGCAGCCCUACAACGAGGGGCAAGGGCCACCACAGCCUGCAGCACCCGCAUCUGCUCCUGCUCCAGCCCCCCCACCUAGCAAACCCCAGAACAAUUCAGCUCCUCCUCCUUCAAUGAACAGAGGAACAUCUAGAUUGUUUGGAGGAGGAGGUAUGUUGAACACACCUGGGGGAUCUCAGACAAAGGUAGUGCCCAUUGCAAGUCUCAAUCCUUACCAGUCCAAGUGGACUGUUCGUGCUAGAGUCACCAAUAAAGGUCAGAUCCGCACAUGGAGCAACUCCCGAGGGGAUGGGAAGCUGUUUUCAAUUGAGAUGGUGGAUGAGAGCGGUGAGAUCCGAGCUACAGCUUUCAAUGAUCAAGCUGACAAGUUCUUUUCCCUUAUUGAAGUCAACAAGGUGUAUUACUUCUCCAAAGGCACAUUAAAGAUCGCCAACAAGCAGUACACCUCUGUGAAGAACGACUACGAGAUGACUUUCAACAGUGAGACGUCCGUUAUUCCCUGCGACGACUCUGCUGAUGUCCCUACGGUGCAGUUUGAAUUUGUACCUAUUGGCGAAUUAGAAAGCAAGAACAAAGAUACAGUAUUGGAUAUCAUAGGAAUUUGCAAGAACGUCGAAGAGGUAACUAAGGUCACAAUAAGAUCCAACAACAGAGAAGUUUCUAAGCGCAACAUUCAUCUAAUGGAUUCAUCUGGUAAAUUGGUCUCGACAACUCUGUGGGGCGAAGAUGCAGAUAAAUUUGAUGGUUCCCGACAGCCUGUUGUUGCAAUCAAAGGAGCGAGGCUUUCCGAUUUCGGAGGGAGAUCUCUUUCAGUCUUGUCGUCUAGCACUUUAAUGAUCAAUCCUGAUAUUCCUGAAGCAUUCAAACUCCGUGCAUGGUUUGACUCCGAGGGGCAAGUGGUAGAAGGAACAUCUAUCUCUGAAUCUCGCGGUGGUGGAACGGGAGGUGGAAACACAAACUGGAAGUCUUUGUUAGAAGUGAAAAAUGAAAACCUUGGCCAUGGCGAAAAGGCAGAUUAUUUCACCAGCAUUGCUACAAUUGUGUAUCUUCGGAAAGAAAACUGUCUUUAUCAGGCCUGCCCUUCAGAAGACUGCAACAAAAAGGUGAUAGAUCAACAGAAUGGGCUUUUCCGCUGUGAAAAAUGUAACAAAGAAUUCCCAAACUUCAAGUAUCGUCUCAUCCUUUCAGCUAACAUUGCAGACUUUGGGGAGAAUCAGUGGAUAACCUGUUUCCAAGAAUCGGCAGAGAGUAUUCUGGGUCAGAAUGCUACUUAUCUUGGAGAACUUAAGGAAAAGAACGAACAAGCCUUUGACGAGGUGUUUCAGAAUGCCAACUUCCGUUCUUACACCUUUAGGAUCCGAGUCAAGAUGGAGACCUACAAUGAUGAAUCUCGUAUAAAGGCCACGGCCAUGGAUGUGAAGCCUGUUGACCACAAAGAAUACUCUCGGAGGCUUAUUAUGAACAUUAGGAAAAUGGCGACUCAAGGUGUCUGAUUUACCAAAGGCCAAUGAUAAAAUCGCUUAAAGAUGUGGGAGCAAAUAUUAAAUUGUUCCAUGAAUGGCACCAUGCUAAAGCACUGAAGCUUAAACUGCAUCAACUUCAAAAAUGAUCACCGUUAGCACUUGCUUCCCAGAGUGUCGAGCAAGUGAAGUGGAUAGAAGCCUGCGUUCUUUUCAUUCUGCUUCAACUCUCAUCAACAAAGCAUUCAGCACUGCUCUCUCAUGGAUGAGAAAAAGGCCUCCAGCAGAAACCCAAGGCCUUUGCAUUUGUCAUUGCUUAACGUUUUAUUCCGUAUGUAUCCCAGCUGCAGAUGAGGUCAGGAAAACUCAAUUGGACAUUCAGAAAGUGGUAUUCUGAGCUAUUCCAUAAAUGUCAUGAAGUUUAAGGAACACUUCAUAGUUAUGGUAGCACUAGGUGCCAUUAGUCCUAUACAGGGAGUCCUUGAGUUACAUACAUACAACUUACAUACAACUCACACUUACAGACAGGGGCUAUUACAGUAACAUACUGUGGUUUGACUUUUAUUAGAAUUUAG
Messenger RNA from Xenopus laevis (African clawed frog), 2498 nucleotides. RefSeq names its product replication protein A1 S homeolog (gene rpa1.S). NCBI's taxonomy places the organism in Eukaryota, Metazoa, Chordata, Amphibia, Anura, Pipidae. The record is from RefSeq and is a predicted model, not a curated record. Bases 121 to 1956 code for a protein of 611 amino acids. The transcript has 17 exons.